CAGAACUGCUGUGGUAUCACCUGAGAAGACCAGAGCCCCUCCCGACCCAAGUGCACCUGCUGCAGCCCAGUGCCCGGCCAUGACCGUCACCUACUCAAGCCAAGUGGCUAAUGCCCGCCUAGGCUCCUUCUCCCGCCUGCUGCUGUGCUGGCGAGGCAGCAUCUACAAGCUGCUCUAUGGCGAGUUCCUCAUCUUCCUGCUCAGCUACUAUACUAUUCGCUUCAUUUACAGGAUGGCCCUCACGGAGGAACAGCAGGUGAUGUUUGAGAAACUGACUCUGUAUUGCGACAGCUACAUCCAGCUCAUCCCCAUUUCCUUCGUGCUGGGUGAGCCCCCCGACCCCCCCGCGUCUCGGGAUCCCAGUGGUGCUGCCGGCUCCAGAAAGGUGGACUACGGAGAGUAGCACGUCAGUGCCUCUCAGCAGUUCAGGGCUGCAGCCAGACGGAGGUCAGACGUUAGGAAGGACGUCCUGCUGUUAGCACCCAAGACUCCUGCUUCUGAGGGCAGCAAUGACAGUCCCUGGAGCGUCUGCGCAGGAGGGGAGGGCGGGCAGACUUCUGGGAUAGACAGGGGGCCCCUGGGAGCGAGAACUGGAGGAUCUUGCACCUUCCCGCGGGUCUGCUGGUCCUCCCCUCCCGAGCGCCUUCCAGGAGGGCUGGGGCCCGGCGCGCUCCCAUCAACGAAGAUGGAGACGCGGAGGCAACGCCCUCGCUCGGCUCUGGCCGCAGCCUGGGCAGCCUGGGCCCCCGCCCCUCGCCCCCUUCCCCCACGCUUCUCUUGCCCAGGCUUCUACGUGACUCUGGUCGUGACCCGCUGGUGGAACCAGUACGAGAACCUGCCGUGGCCAGACCGCCUCAUGAACCUGGUGUCCGGCUUGGUGGAGGGCAAGGACGAGCAAGGCCGGCUGCUGCGGCGCACGCUCAUCCGCUACGCCAACCUGGGCAACGUGCUCAUCCUGCGCAGCGUCAGCGCCGCGGUCUACAAGCGCUUUCCCAGUUCCCAGCACCUGGUGAAAGCAGGCUUUAUGACCCCCGCGGAAUGUAAGCACUUAGAAAAGCUGAGCUUGCCGCACAACACGUUCUGGGUGCCCUGGGUGUGGUUUGCCAACCUGUCAAUGAAGGCGUGGAUUGGAGGUCGAAUCCGGGACCCUGUCCUGCUCCAGAGCCUGCUGGACGAGAUGAACAUCUUGCGUACUCAGUGUGGACACCUGUUUGCCUACGACUGGAUCAGUAUCCCGCUGGUGUACACGCAGGUGGUGACCGUGGCUGUAUACAGCUUCUUCCUGGCUUGCCUGGUUGGGCGGCAGUUCCUGAACCCAGCCAAGGCCUACCCUGGCCACGAGCUGGACCUUGUUGUGCCUGUCUUCACAUUUCUGCAGUUCUUCUUCUAUGCUGGCUGGCUGAAGGUGGCAGAACAGCUCAUCAACCCAUUUGGAGAGGAUGAUGAUGACUUUGAGACCAACUGGAUUGUCGACAGGAGCUUCCAGGUGUCCCUGUUGGCUGUGGACGAGAUGCACCAGGACCUGCCCCCGAUGGAGCGGGAUAUGUACUGGAAUGAACCAGAACCACAACCCCCCUACACCGCUGCUUCUGCCCAGUAUCGUCGAGCCUCCUUUUUAGGCUCCACUUUCAACAUCAAUCUGCAUAAGGAAGACAUGGAGGAGGAAGAGGAAGGCACUCACGCUGGCAUCAUUGGCCGCUUCCUAGGACUGCAGUCCCACGACCACCAACCCCCCCGGACAAACUCAAAGACCAAACUACUAUGGCCCAAGAAAGAAGGCUUUCUCCAAGAGGGCCAGACCAAGAAACUCGGGGGUGCCAGGCAGACCUCUAGGGACAAGGAAGACAGCAAGGCCUGGGAGAUUAAGGAGGAGGGUGCUUUUGAGACUGCUGCAUUUUAUGGGAGGUCAGGCUACCACAGUGCCCCACAGACGCCCCUCAGCCACACACCUAUGGUCUUCCCAUCUGGACAGUCAGCACCCUCAAGCCUACGCAGAGUCUCAGGGAUAGACGGUGCUGUCAAAGAUCAAAACCUACAGCCUGGGAUAAAGACCAGUUCUGAAGCACUCCCAGAGAAUGUUGGGUUCUCAUUAGAGAACCCAGAAUCGGGUCAUGUGAAGAGGAAAACUGUCGAGUUUAACCUGACAGACAUGUCAGGGACCCCUGAUCAUCAUCUCAGAGACUCAAAUUUGAGCCAGUCAACUAGCAACCUACACACUAUACUCAAGGGCCACGGAGAUCCCUAUUGGGCCUUGGAAAACAGGGAUGAAGCACAUUCUUAGCCUGUUUCCCAAGGGAGACGCUUCAUCGGCCUGGUCCUACCUGCACGUACACCAGCGGUACACUGGUCUAGUCACAGCCAUACAGCCGUCCACACUGAAGAGUAUGUUCGUAGGACAGCCUGAAUUAAAUGGUUAGCUUAGUGGAAAACAAAAUCCAUAGUGUCAGGUCUACUUAAGCCCUUAAGAUACUUUUUGUACAUAAAAAUUGUAAAAAGCUGGAAUCAACCACUGGAAACAUGUAAUUCAAAACCUUCAAUUCAGAAUCAGGAGUCCUUAAGUCCUGUCUGAAUUCAGCACACCCAGCCUCAAUUAUCAUUUCCUAAGGACU
This is a messenger RNA of Nyctereutes procyonoides (raccoon dog), 2609 nucleotides long. RefSeq names its product bestrophin 1 (gene BEST1). NCBI's taxonomy places the organism in Eukaryota, Metazoa, Chordata, Mammalia, Carnivora, Canidae. The record is from RefSeq and is a predicted model, not a curated record. Gene Ontology annotation, molecular function: chloride channel activity. The transcript is spliced from 10 exons. Bases 686 to 2281 code for a protein of 531 amino acids.